Molecule: messenger RNA, 1657 nt
Organism: Nicotiana tabacum (common tobacco)
Lineage: Eukaryota; Viridiplantae; Streptophyta; Magnoliopsida; Solanales; Solanaceae
Product: E3 ubiquitin-protein ligase SP1-like
Biological process (GO): organelle organization; protein ubiquitination
Molecular function (GO): ubiquitin-protein transferase activity
Source: RefSeq, a predicted model, not a curated record
CACGUAAUUAUUUUACAACAGUGUGACAGUCUUGUAUCAGAGGAUAACUGGACUUUGAAGUUUUGCCGAUCAUCCUCUUACCCACUCUUGGCAUCUUGUGGCGUGUCCGCAUCUUCAAAUUCCUUUAAUUUUUUUUAAUCCCCAUUUAAAACUACCCCUUUUCAAAUAAUUUCUCUUUUCAGCUUUUUAGUAUUCUCAUAAUUAUUAUAUAAAUUUCGCACUUUUAUUUGUCGCAUGGGUUCUACUGUCCUGAUAAUUGUUUGCCUUACUUCGAAUUUCAUUCCUUAGGGCCAAGAAUUAGUUUUUAUCUCUGUCAAUUUUGUUCUAUUUUUUCCCCUUCUUUUUGUUCGGUUUAUUAUUGGAGCUACUACCGAAAAUGGUACCAUGGGGCGGACUCUCUUGCUGUUUGAGUGCAGCCGCUCUUUAUCUUCUCGGCAGGAGCAGUGGAAGAGAUGCUGAAGUGCUUAAAUCCGUUACAAGGGUCAAUCAAUUGAAGGAUCUUGCACAACUACUAGAUACUGCAUCCAAAGUUUUGCCUCUGGUGGUUACGGUAUCUGGAAGGGUUGGUUCAGAUACACCAAUUAACUGUGAGUUAAGUGGUCUACGAGGCGUGAUCGUGGAAGAAACUGCCGAGCAACAUUUUCUGAAACACAAUGAUGCAGGGUCUUGGAUACAGGAUUCUGCAUUGAUGCUCUCGAUGUGUAAAGAAGUUCCGUGGUACCUGAAUGAUGGCACAGGCCGUGCUUUUGUAAUUGGUGGCCGUGGUGCCUCGGGAUUGGUACUGACAAUUGGAAGCGAAGUCUUUGAGGAAGCAGGGCGAUCAUUUGUGCGAGGGACAUUGGAUUAUCUCCAAGGUCUUAAGAUGCUUGGAGUGAAGAGGAUUGAACGUGUGCUACCAGUUGGUACUUCUUUGACUGUUGUUGGCGAGGCUGUUACAGAUGACAUUGGAACAAUUCGGAUCCAGCAACCGCACAAAGGCCCGUUUUAUGUCUCUGAUAAAACUAUUGACCAGCUCAUUGCAAAUCUUGGGAAAUGGUCAAGAUGGUACAAAUAUGCUUCAAUGGGCUUUACAGUCUUCGGUGUAUAUCUACUUGUGAAGCAUGCUUUUCGUUAUGUGAUGGAACGAAAGCGUCACUGGGAAUUGCGCAGGAGGGUUCUUGCUGCUGCUGCUAAAAGGACAGGACAUGAGGAUAAAGGUUCUAAUGCUACAAUUGAGAAUGGAGUGGAUACUCACCAUUUAAUGCCAGAUUUAUGCGUCAUAUGCUUGGAGCGGGAAUACAACUCAGUUUUUGUCCCGUGUGGUCAUAUGUGUUGUUGCAUGACGUGCUCUUCACACUUGACAAACUGCCCACUUUGUAGGAGACGGAUUGACCAAGUGGUGAAAACUUUUCGUCAUUGAUGUGCUUAUUGUGGUCUGUGGUUGAGCAGAAAGCCGAUUCACUCACUCUCUUGUUGAAAUCGUCUGCUGAAAUAUCAUUUUCUCGCUCACAGAAUCAAUUUUUUUUUGUGCCGAAGUAGUUCUAAUAGCUCAUGUGAAGGUUUAGGAGCUUUUGGUUGUGUUAGCCUUUCUUGAAACUCGAAUUUAACCUGUAGAUAGUAUUGAGCUGGAUUAAUUCGUAAAUUGAGAAGUUUUAUGCCAAAUGAUGUAUAGCCUCAA